GACCCAGCUGCGGUCGUCGGCUCGCACUUUCGGUUGCGCAGCGUCGAGGGUCUGCGUAUUGUCGACGCUUCGGUAUUUCCACAGACGCCGGGGUUCUUUCCUGUCAGCUCUGUGUACAUGAUCAGUGAGAAGGCGGCGGAUGUCAUCAUGGCAGAUAAUUCAUGA
This is a messenger RNA of Hyaloscypha bicolor E, 165 nucleotides long. RefSeq lists its product as uncharacterized. Lineage: Eukaryota; Fungi; Ascomycota; Leotiomycetes; Helotiales; Hyaloscyphaceae. The annotation marks the transcript as partial. The transcript has a single exon. Gene Ontology annotation, molecular function: flavin adenine dinucleotide binding; oxidoreductase activity, acting on CH-OH group of donors. The record is from RefSeq and is a predicted model, not a curated record.